AGGAAAUCAGCAACUCUUGAAUCUUAUCCAGUAUGAUUUUCACAAAGCUAACCAGUUCUGGAUAUUUGCUUCCAAACAAAUACAUGAACAUGGGGGAUAUGAAGACUCCCGACUUUGACGACCUUCUUGCAGCCUUUGACAUCCCAGACAUGGUUGAUCCUAAAGCAGCUAUUGAGUCUGGACAUGAUGAUCAUGAAAACCACAUAAAACAGAAUGCUCACACAGAUGAAGAUUCUCAUGUGCCAUCAUCAUCAGAUGUUGGUGUGAGCGUCAUUGUGAAAAAUGUACGUAAUAUUGAUUCUUCUGAAGGAGUGGAUAAGGAUGGCCACCAUUCCACAGGCAAUGGCUUACAUAAUGGUUUUCUAACAGCAUCUACUCUUGAAAGUUAUGGUAAAGAUGAAGGGAAGUGUCUGAAAGAGGAGGGGUCAGCCUCUGAGGGUACUCUGAAAGACUCAGCUUUCAACCAGUUCAGCCCAAUCUCAAGUGCUGAAGAAUUUGAUGAUGAUGAAAAAAUAGAAGUGGAUGAUCCUCCAGAUAAAGAAGAGAUGCAUGCAAAUUUCAGAGCAAAUGUGUUAACAGGAUCAGUUUCUCAGCAGGAAUAUGACAAACUAAAGAUGCUUGGAGGGGAAAACUUGAUUAAACCUGGAAUUCCAGUUUCAAGUAAUGUUGAUAAAAACAAAGGUGUUAAAAGAGAAACAGAAACAAACUCCGUGAAUUUAAGUGUCUAUGAACCAUUCAAAGCCCGAAAAAUAGAGGACAAAUUGCUAAAAGACAAUUCUGAAAACAGGGUACUUGAUGGAAAACUAGGUACUGAAAAAGGUGAAACAAAUCUUGCUAGCAUUUCACAGUCCAAAGCAAAGUCAUCAGCAAAGCUUUCUUCAUGCAUUGCUGCAAUUGCAGCACUGAGUGCUAAAAAGGCAGCUACAGAUACUAGUAACGAAUUACAAUCUACUUCAAGAGAAUCUUCUCCAUUACCAAAAGACAUGAAUGAAAGUCCCCGGGCUAUUGAGAAAUCACCUGAAUCUCAGAGUCUUAUUGAUGGUGCUAAAAAACCAUCUAUAAAACAACCCGAUAGUCCCCGAAGUGUAUCAAGUGAAAACAGCAGCAAAGGGUCUCCAUCUUCUCCUGCAGGGUCAACGCCAGCCAUUCCAAAAGUUCGCAUAAAAACCAUCAAGACUUCCUCUGGGGAAAUCAAGAGAACAGUUACAAGGGUGUUGCCAGAAGUUGAUUUGGACUCUGGUAAAAAGCCAGAGCAAACUGCUUCCAUGGUAGCUUCCAUGACAUCUCUCCUGUCCUCUCCAACUUCUGCUGCUGUUCUUUCUUCUCCUCCUAGGACACCUCUCCAGUCAGCAGUUGUCACUAAUGCAGUUGCAUCUGCAGAACUUGCACCAAAACAGGUCACUAUUAAACCUGUGGCUACUGCCUUUCUCCCAGUUUCAGCAGUUAAAACAGCAGGUUCACAAGUUAUUAAUCUGAAGCUUGCUAACAAUACUACAGUGAAAGCCACUGUAAUAUCUGCUGCUUCUGUGCAAAGUGCCAGUAGUGCCAUUAUUAAAGCUGCUAAUGCUAUACAGCAGCAGACUGUUGUGGUGCCAGCAUCAAGCCUUGCCAGUGCUAAACUUGUGCCAAAGACAGUCCAUCUUGCCAACCUUAAUCUUCUGCCUCAAGGUGCUCAAACCACCUCUGAACUCCGCCAAGUGCUAACAAAACCUCAGCAACAAAUAAAGCAGGCAAUAAUUUCUGCAGCAGCCUCACAGCCUUCUAAAAAAGUGUCACGAGUCCAGGUGGUAUCAUCUCUGCAGAGUUCUGUAGUGGAAGCCUUCAAUAAGGUGCUGAGUAGUGUUAAUCCCGUCCCAGUUUACGUCCCAAACCUCAGUCCUCCUGCCAAUGCAGGUAUAACAUUACCAACACGUGGUUACAAGUGUUUGGAAUGUGGUGAUUCGUUUGCUCUCGAAAAGAGUCUGACACAGCAUUAUGAUAGGAGGAGUGUGCGAAUUGAAGUGACAUGUAACCAUUGUACAAAAAAUUUAGUUUUCUACAAUAAAUGCAGUCUUCUUUCCCAUGCUCGUGGACAUAAGGAAAAAGGAGUUGUAAUGCAGUGCUCCCAUUUGAUUUUAAAACCAGUCCCAGCAGAUCAAAUGAUAGCGUCUCCUUCAAGCAAUACUGUUGCAUCUUCUACUCUUCAAAGCCCUAUGGGAGUUGGCACACAUACUGUAACCAAGAUACAGUCUGGCAUAACUGGAACAGUAAUAUCAGCCCCAGCAAGUACACCUAUCAUUCCAGCUAUGCCUCUAGAUGAAGAUCCAUCAAAACUCUGUAGACAUAGUCUAAAGUGUUUGGAGUGCAAUGAAGUUUUCCAAGAUGAGACAUCUCUUGCUACACAUUUCCAGCAGGCUGCAGACACAAGUGGACAAAAGACUUGCAAUAUCUGCCAGAUGCUGCUUCCUAACCAGUGCAGUUUUGCAUCACACCAGAGAAUUCAUCAGCAUAAAUCUCCAUAUACGUGUCCUGAAUGUGGAGCAAUCUGCAGAUCGGUCCACUUCCAGACCCACGUCACUAAGAACUGCCUACAUUACACACGAAGAGUUGGUUUUCGCUGUGUACAUUGCAAUGUUGUGUACUCUGAUGUGGCUGCACUCAAGUCUCACAUUCAAGGUUCUCACUGUGAAGUCUUCUACAAGUGUCCUAUCUGUCCCAUGGCAUUUAAAUCUGCACCCAGCACACAUUCCCAUGCCUAUACACAACACCCUGGUAUCAAGAUAGGAGAACCAAAAAUAAUAUAUAAAUGUUCCAUGUGUGACACUGUGUUUACCCUGCAACCCUUGCUGUAUCGCCACUUUGAUCAACACAUUGAAAACCAGAAGGUGUCUGUUUUCAAGUGUCCGGACUGUUCUCUUUUAUAUGCACAGAAGCAACUUAUGAUGGAUCAUAUCAAGUCUAUGCAUGGAACAUUGAAAAGUGUUGAGGGGCCACCAAACUUGGGUAUAAAUUUGCUCCUGAGCACUAAACCCACAACUCAAAACUCAGCCAGUCACAACAAAGAGGAUACAAAAUCCAUCAACGGAACAGAAAAGUUGGAGAAGAAAUCUCCCUCUCCAAUAAAGAAAGCAGAGCCCAAAAAAAUAACCAACCCUGGCUGGACGUGCUGGGAAUGCGAUCGACUCUUCACUCAGAGAGAUGUGUACAUAUCCCACAUGAGGAAGGAGCAUGGAAAGGUUAGAAAAACCUUCCGUACAUCUGUUUCUGGACAGAUCGAGCAUUCCUUCAAUCUUGGCGAACACCUCUCCUUAGAAAAAGGAAGAUUUUGGAGGCUUCAGCUAAGGUUUCUAAAAAGAGGAGUGCAGGCUCUCAUCGUAAGAAGCCAGCUCCACAAAAGCCCAGGUCCUCUUCGAGAUUUACGGCACUGCCCGGAUUCAAGACGCACUUUUACUAAGCGGCUGAUGUUAGAAAAACAUAUUCAGUUGAUGCAUGGCAUUAAAGACCCUGAUGUGAAAGAAAUGACAGAAUCAACCAAUAUAGAAGAAAGUGAAGUAAAAGAAGACACAAAG
Chelonoidis abingdonii (Abingdon island giant tortoise) is the source of this 3548-nucleotide messenger RNA. The record is from RefSeq and is a predicted model, not a curated record. NCBI's taxonomy places the organism in Eukaryota, Metazoa, Chordata, Testudines, Testudinidae.